Carassius auratus (goldfish) is the source of this 3379-nucleotide messenger RNA. RefSeq lists its product as uncharacterized. The record is from RefSeq and is a predicted model, not a curated record. Lineage: Eukaryota; Metazoa; Chordata; Actinopteri; Cypriniformes; Cyprinidae. The coding region runs from base 266 to 3241 and encodes 991 amino acids. Gene Ontology annotation, cellular component: membrane. The transcript has 10 exons.
GGUUACUGAUCGAUGCACUCAUAAAGGUGCGUUCACCUUCUGGCUCCGCCCACUUCAAAGGUUGCUCGAGACCUUUCGUCGGGGAUUUUUACUUUCUUUUUUCACUGCUUCAGAACACUGUGGCAACUUUUAAAUGUUUAAUCGGCCUGUUUUUUUAUCGUCCUAUUUAGCCUCGACUGUCGAGAUUCAUGUAGCAAAUGUGUUUUAACUUUCAAAUCGCCAUUAAGUAGCUCUUCCCGCACAGAAGAAACACUAUCGAGUGAAGAUGGCAGAUGUUAAGUUUUUGGUUUAUUUUACAUGUUUCUGUUUGUAUCAAGAUUUAGUUUUCUGUGAUGAAUAUGGCGAAAGUGGAAACAAGAUCACACUAAAUCCAGUCAUCCAUGGAAAACCUGAAGAAAUAAUGUGGACACAUAAUGGAAACAAGGUUCUGGAGUAUGACGGGAAGCAGAUGGACACAUAUGGCUCAUUUAAAGACCGUGUAGAUCUUGAUUUUGAAACGGGACAGCUCACAAUAAUAAAACUUAACAACCAAGACAGUGGCAAAUAUCUGUCUGAAAUUGUGAUCAGUAAGAAGGUUCAUACCUCCAGUCAUACUUUGACAGUUUUGGAUGCUCUGCCAGAGCCUCUGGUAACCUGUGAAGUGGACGAGACUUCAAAUGUGAAAAAACUGUCCUGUUCAGUGGAAUCCCAGACUCAGCCGAGCUAUGAAUGGAGUGGAUCUGAUGUAAAACAGCCAGGGCCAACACUUGUUGUUAAUGAACAGGAGGAAAACCUUAACUCAGUCUAUACCUGCACUGUGAAGAGUAAAGCUGGAAGCAGGACCACAGACUUUAAUCUGCAAGACUGUGCCACAGGCAGAGCAAACCCUGCUGUUCUUGUUCCAGUCUUAAUAGUCAUAUUACUUCUCAUUAUUCUGCUUGCUGCGCUGGCAUUUUACUUCUACAGACGUAAAAGAGAACAGUUACAUGCACGAGAAGUAAGGAAGCCUGGACUAGAUACAGUGGAAUGUGGAAAAGGUGAACACAUUUGCCUGUUAGAAGAUGAACUAACGGAGACUAUGCCAGCUUCAUCUCAAGCCACACUCCCUUGCCGUAACAGACUUACUGCUCCAAAUAAAAAAUGGGAUCAGGACAGUGAAUUGGAGAAUGGAGAUGAAACUCAUGAGGGACAAAAACUUUUGAAGGAAAGUCCGCAAUCUGCUAUAACAGGAAAAAACAAAGACGACACAGGAAAUACAAAUGGAGAACUUGACAAAAAUAAGGAAAACAGCGGAACUGCAGAUGAAGCAGAAGAAAAUAAUAACAGCAAAGCUGAAAAAACAAACACAGAAGUAGAGAUCCAGAAAUUCUUAGAAACACAAGAAGAUAAGGAGAAAAGUCAGAUACUGAAAAAUAAGAGUGAAGAUGAAGAGAAGACACCUGGGGAGACACCUGAGACACUAAGAGAUCCGGACACUAAAGAUGCAGAUAAAAAUGAGGAAGACUGGGCACCUGAAGAGAAAAAAGAGAAGGAAGAGGAAAACAAAGAAAUAGACAAUCUGAAAUCAGCUGAAGGAGAACUAGAAAAACAUCGAAAAAACAGUAAAAAUGCAGAUGAAGAAAGUGCUAACAGCAAAGCUGAUAAAACAGACACCGAAAUAGAGAUCCAGAAAUGCUUACAAACCCAAGAAGAAAUGGAGAAAAAAUGUCAGAUACUGAAAAAUAAUAGUGAAGAUGAAGAGAAGAAACCUGAGAAGCCGACUGAGGAUCUAGGAGACCAGGAAUAUAAAAAUGCAGAUAAAAAUAAUAGUGAAGAUGAAGAGAAGGAACAUGUGGAUCCGUCUCAGAAUCUGGGGGAUCAGGAAAAUAAAAAGAAUAGUGACAAUGAAGGGAAGGAACAUGUGGAUCCGUCUCAGAAUCUGGGGGAUCAGGAAAAUGAAAAUGCAGAAAAAAAGAAUAGUGACAAUGAAGGGAAGGAACAUGUGGAUCCAUCUCAGAAUCUGGGGGAUCAGGAAAAUGAAAAUGCAGAAAAAAAGAAUAGUGACAAUGAAGGGAAGGAACAUGUGGAUCCGUCUCAGAAUCUGGGGGAUCAGGAAAAUAAAAAGAAUAGUGACAAUGAAGGGAAGGAACAUGUGGAUCCGUCUCAGAAUCUGGGGGAUCAGGAAAAUAAAAAUAAUAGUGACAAUGAAGGGAAGGAACAUGUGGAUCCGUCUCAGAAUCUGGGGGAUCAGGAAAAUAAAAAGAAUAGUGACAAUGAAGGGAAGGAACAUGUGGAUCCGUCUCAGAAUCUGGGGGAUCAGGAAAAUGAAAAGAAUAGUGACAAUGAAGGGAAGGAACAUGUGGAUCCGUCUCAGAAUCUGGGGGAUCAGGAAAAUGAAAAUAAUAGUGACAAUGAAGGGAAGGAACAUGUGGAUCCGUCUCAGAAUCUGGGGGAUCAGGAAAAUAAAAAGAAUAGUGACAAUGAAGGGAAGGAACAUGUGGAUCCGUCUCAGAAUCUGGGGGAUCAGGAAAAUGAAAAGAAUAGUGACAAUGAAGGGAAGGAACAUGUGGAUCCGUCUCAGAAUCUGGGGGAUCAGGAAAAUGAAAAUGCAGAAAAAAAGAAUAGUGACAAUGAAGGGAAGGAACAUGUGGAUCCGUCUCAGAAUCUGGGGGAUCAGGAAAAUAAAAAGAAUAGUGACAAUGAAGGGAAGGAACAUGUGGAUCCGUCUCAGAAUCUGGGGGAUCAGGAAAAUAAAAAGAAUAGUGACAAUGAAGGGAAGGAACAUGUGGAUCCGUCUCAGAAUCUGGGGGAUCAGGAAAAUAAAAAUGCAGAUAAAAGUAAAAGUGAAGAUGAAGAGAAGGGACAUGAGGAUCCGACUCAGAAACUAGGAGAGCAGGCCACUGAAGAUACACAUAAAAAUGAGGAAGACCGGGCACUUAAAGUGAAAAAAGAGAAGGAAGAGGAAAACAAAGAAAUAGCCAACACGAACAAAGAGAUUUUGAGUCCACAGUCUGCUGUGACAGGAAGAAUUACAGUGGACACAGGAAAUGUAGAAGAACAACUACACAAAAAUGAGAAGAGCAGCCAAAAUGAAAAUGGUGAACAGUCAACAGAGCAGCAGAACAAGAGCCUAUCUAUUAAUGAGGAUGACCAGAGGCCGGAAAGGGAGGAUGAAGAGAAAACUGAAAAGGAAAACCACGAGGUGACUGGCAUACUACACGCAGAUUCACCGUCUAAACUGGACACCAGUGACCCAUCUUUAAACCUGAAUAUGGAAUUAUAAAAUAAUCAAGCUGCAUCCUUCCCUCAAGAGGAAGAUGAAGAUGUUGAACAGAAAGAUAAGAGCAGCGAGUCAGAACAAGGCAGGAAGGAAAAAAAUUAUGUACCAGAAAUUAAAGAGGCAAAAAAAAAAAACUUUCUA